Messenger RNA from Nilaparvata lugens (brown planthopper), 5478 nucleotides. RefSeq names its product E3 ubiquitin-protein ligase listerin (gene Ltn1). Gene Ontology annotation, molecular function: ubiquitin protein ligase activity; ribosomal large subunit binding; zinc ion binding. The record is from RefSeq and is a predicted model, not a curated record. Gene Ontology annotation, biological process: rescue of stalled cytosolic ribosome; ribosome-associated ubiquitin-dependent protein catabolic process. Gene Ontology annotation, cellular component: RQC complex; cytosol. NCBI's taxonomy places the organism in Eukaryota, Metazoa, Arthropoda, Insecta, Hemiptera, Delphacidae. The transcript has 26 exons. The coding region runs from base 300 to 5297 and encodes 1665 amino acids.
UCUUUUGAGGUUGGAAUUUUGGAAAAUAAAACGUCGUAACUUGCAAGACGUGCCAAAGUAUUUAUUCAAAUCAUUCAUAUAUUAUUCAUAAAUUUAUUCUGUAAUUUCAUUUCAUUCUAUUGUGUGUUAUUAAUAAGUGGUUCAGUGAUAAAUUCUUUUAAGUGAUUCCAAUCAUAAUAAAAUGCAAUAAUAAUAUUGCAUUCAUGAAGGUUAUGAUCAGCACUGCUAAAUACAAUCUCAAUAUUGUCCAAUAUUUUUAUUUGUGAAUAAGUUUCAAGUGAACAACUCUUUGUUUAAAAAUGGGUGGCAAGAAAAACCAGGCUCAACGAACUAAAAAUAAUGUUCGGCCAUCAAGUAGUGGUAGAAGCGCCGAACUGCUCGGCUCAGGAGUCACUAGUUUUGUUGGAUUUUCAACCGUAAAAGAAGCUGGCUAUGUCCCUGUACUGUCAGGAUUUGCUGAAGAGGUUUAUCAGAAUAUCAACACAAACUUCCAGUUGGUUUUGAAGAAAAUGAACAAGAAAGAUUCCGUUACAAAGUUAAAGGCUCUAAAUGAGUUUGGUGCCCUCUGUCGUGAGUCUGAUGCAGCCACUGUGAAAGCAAUCUUGAGCUACUGGCCAAGACUGUAUUGCAUUCUAGCCACUGAUGUUGAACAUCGAGUCAGAGAAGCUGUCCAUAAUGCACAUCGUGCUGUGGUAUCAGCAGUUGGUCGAAGUAUAGCACCCCACUUGAAGCAAUUGGCCGGAGCAUGGUUUUGCUCUCAGUUCGACACUUAUCCUCCUGCUGCUAGUGCCGCUUCACUCUCAUUCAAGGAAGCUUUUCCACCUAACAAAUUGUCAGAAGCGAUCAUAUUCUGCAAGGAAGAAAUAAUGAAUUAUAUACAUGAUAAUUUGAUGAAUCAAACUCCACAAACUCUGAGUAAUCCAAAAACUACUACUCAAGAUGAAAUGGAAGCUAAAUAUCAACGCGUCAUGGCUAGUUGUCUCACGGGGUACGCACUGUUUCUCAAAGAAUUACCAAAAGAACAAAUCCUCCAGAUAGAAGAACAAAACAAAAAACUAGUUGGAGCAGCCAAGUUUUGGAAAUUCUCAAAAAAUCCUGUUCCAUCUAUAAGAGCUGCUUGGUUCUCAGCAUUGGUCAGUCUUUGUCAGCAUGCUCCAUUCUUGUUGAAAGACGAAAAGAAACACGUGACUAUGGCCGUGUUCAGUAAUCUGGAUGAAGCCGAUCCAACCGUCUUACCUGUUGUUUGGGAGGCAUCUCUCCAUACGAUCGUCAUGAUUGAGGAUUGGCCACAAUAUGUAAGCGCUGAGAAACUAGUGUUUCCCAAGCUGUGGAGGAUUCUGAAGGAGGGAGGCUUGGGAAGUGCUAAUACCAUCUAUCCGAACAUUCUCCCACUACUCAGCAAUAUUCCAGCCUCACUUGUACCUGACAAACAGAUAUUCUAUUCCAAAUUGUUCUCCAAUAUGAUAGAAGGUACUAAACUGAAAAGUGUCUAUCAAAGUCAAAUGGAAAGUGAUACCGUAGCUCAAUGCUUCAUGGAAUGCCUUAGUUACAUCGUCAUGAAGAACGUGGAGGAACCAGAUUUAUGUAGCCAGCUCAUUAGUACACAGCUGAUGGCUUUCAUAGAGCUGACAAUUAGAGAUUCCAAACUGAGGCUAGUGAGAAAGUCGCUCGCCCAAGAGGUGGCCAAAAGCAUCAACCAGUGGACAGGUCAACAACAUCAGACCUACAAAACGCUCACCCAAUGUUUUUGGACUGAUCUGUACUCAUCUUGUCAGAAGCUCAUCGAUUCCAGCCUGUUUGACAGAACAAUGCUCAACGAAAUCCUCAAUGCUCAAGCCGAGCUGUUUAACAGUUUGUUCAAUUUGAAAACCAAGCAGAAGAAGAGUGCAAGGGUGACAUUCUGUGAAGAUACAUCAAACCCCGUUAAAGUCAUCGAAACGCCGCUAGAAAAAAGCACUUUGAAUGCGGACUAUAGAAACUAUUUGUUCAAUUUCAUUUGUAAAAUGAUGAGUUCCUACUUCAAGUACGUUUUGGAGAAUGAAGCGAAUCGGUCAUCGUUUUUCAAACACUUGUCUAGAACAGUAUCGCUUCAUGAGUCGAAUGAAUUGUUUGCGUUUAUGACCUUGUUAUCUGUGGACAACACGACGUGGGAUCAGUUCUACAACGUGAACAUUAUCGAUUGGCUGAAAAAUGAUCAACUGGAGAUGGAGGAUGUUCUCAAUUUGACGUUCUCAUUUCUGAAGUACGCUCACAAGGAUAACAAGAAGGAGGGUGCCCUGGAAGCCUUGAGCAAAAUUGAUGGUAAAUGCGUUCUGGAAUGGUGUUUGAAAAAAGAGAACACGUCUCAUCAUAGUGUAAGAGACUGGCUUCGAUAUGAGCAGACCAACGAAAUCAUCCACUCUCUCUUGGAUGAAGUAACUACAAGUAGAUCACAAGACGGCAGAGAGUUUGCUAUAAUCAAGCAAUGCUUGUCUAGGAUUGAAAACUCAGAAUUCGUCAUCAGUCAGGAAGCAACUAGCACAAUUUUGACCAAACUAGCAAAAACUGUUGAUGAUUAUAGUUUGGAUAGUGACGCCAAAAUCAACAUUGAACUCAUAUCUGAGCUUCUGAUAGAAGGCUUUGAAACAAUCAUGAGUUGCAACAAAUUCAACUUGUACUUGGAUAAAGCGGUUGAAAUAAUCAGCUUCUGCUUCAAAGUGUGUCUGAACCAAAACUGUGCGGCCCUCGAAGAAGUUUGGAAAAGUAUGAUUCUCAAUUUGGUCCCGUACGUGCACAGUGCUAACCAAACCGAAAUUAUUGCCAUGAUCGGGACCAAGUUUUCGGACAUGGUUGCGGCUUCUAUAGCUUCCAGUGACUGCCCAACUGGAGACAGUAUUCAGCGAAUGGUUCACCAGUGUGCCAAGUUUCUUCACAGCUUGGAAAAAAGCGAAUUCGAGGGUGUCGGUGAUAUAGCCCUGCUAUUUUUCGACAAAGUGCAGUCGCAAACAAUAAAUGUGUGGGACAAACCGCUCCUGAACCUGUGUUUCCAGGCAGAAAUAAUCAACGGCCACCUGGAUAUGUCGACUUAUGACGAAGAUUCGAGCUGUUUGAACGAGAAAUCGAUUGAGUGUUGCUCGCAGUCAGUUAGCAAGUGUGUGAUGUCGUCUUUGUUCCAAGUGAUGUUGUUCUUUGAAAUGUUCGGCGUCGAAGCCAAGGAAGAUCGUGACUACUCUCUGAACGGAUUGAAUGCCAAUAUAUUCUCUACCAAUAUGGCGAAUUUGGUGCUAAAAAGUGCCAUGUUCCAAAUUUUCAAAAAUAAUUUCUACAAGACUAAAGACUAUUUCAAGGUUGCAGAUUUUCUUGCUGGAAUUGAUACGAAAAUAAAAGAACUAGUUCAAAGACUUGACAAAAGUGGACUGAAAGAGAUCGAGAAAGAAAUUAUAUACAGGGGAAGUGAUAGCAUCUGUCCUGGACUCUGGGCUGAAGCGUUGUACGUCUUCCACUCGGACAUACUGGGCACUGAAGACCUGAAUGCUGCUCUUCAUAUUUUGUUGGAGGAAAAUCAACUCAUUAAAUCGUCACCACUCUGCUCAAAACUACUCCCGCAGGUGUUUGCUAAUGGAAUAAUCUCCGAAGAAGAGCUGCAUUGUGGAGACCUUGAACAAGAACUGAAUCUUCUGUGUUGCCAUCUCAGAAAUUGCAGUUCCGAAAAUAAAUCGCAUCUGAUACAGCAGCACUGCAGUGCGUGGCUGGAUAAAAUAGUGAAGCUUGGAAAAAUGAAUACAUUCGAAACAAAUCUGUCCAAGUGCAAAGAAAGUGAGGUGAGGUUGGCGGCGACUGUUGCCGAUUUCAUGUCACUCAUGGUGCAGCACUGUCCCGAGCAAUUCGAUCGAGUCGGCUGGGAUUGUCCCAUGAUUGCCACUGCCUCCUGGAUCCUCAGCAUUCAUAAGACUGUUGGCUCGGAAGACACUUUCUAUAGAUCACUUGUUCAAUACAGUAGUCUGAAAAGAAAAAAACAGGCUAUUGCCCAAAACUUAUUCAAUUGGUUCUAUCUUUUUACAGAUUAUUAUUUGGAGAAGCAGGUCAUUGAACCAGGUCUGGUGAUAAUCUUGUUGAACGAGCUGUCUGAGAUUAUCGGGAAGUUUGUUGAGGUCGACCUGUUCAUCGACUCCAAUGGACUGUCCGCCUGGCUGGAUACCUGCUGUCGACACAUGAAGUCGCAUAUCGCUCAUAUUCAAAUCACCGCCUACAACCUGUUUUUGAAGCUAGUUCCUCAAAUAAUGUCGAGAGAUGCAUCUUAUGAAGAAGGUACCACAAACGAUGUUUCUUGUAAACGGUUUAGAGAUGCUCUUACUUAUACCCAAUCCAUAGUAGAUACCAUGCUCUGUGAGUUCCAACUAGGAGACACAUGUUUCGUAGAGCCAUUCACGGAUAGCUAUACCUAUACUUUGGCCUACUUGUUCCUAUGGUUGUCAAUUUUGGAACUGUGCGACAAAGCUGAUUCACAACUUCGAUUCAUGUAUACUGGCUGGAUCAAAGAGAACCAAUUCAUCAACACUCUGAUGAAAACCCUGUUUUGUCUCAUGCCUGAAGAAGCAAUUCACACAAAGAAUCAGGAAGGAAACGUGAAGUUCAUCCAGGAUCUGUAUGCUGCUCCUCCUGAUGUCUCCAAAGUGAUGUGGGACAGCAGCAUGGUGGCCCACCUGAGCUGCUUCACCUACCACCGCCUGCUGGCUCGAAUGCCAUCAGAGGUGCGUCAGUGGUGGAGUCAGCUGGACCACAAGAUGGCCGUGCUGGUCGAGCGACUCACCACCACGUUCGUCUCACCACUGCUCACCGCCAACGAGAUGAGAGCCAUUCAGAACGACAAGGUCAACUUCCAGAAUAUGACUGUACAGGUGAGACCCGUUGCAAGAGAGGUGGCAGCCGUCUACACUGUGGAAGAUUCCAGGACAGAGAUAGUGAUACAGCUGUCGGUGAACCACCCCCUGCGACCGCCCAAGGUGGAGAGUGAGAAGUGCAUGGUGUCAUCCGCCCAGACACGGCACUGGGUUAUGAAGUUGUCCUCCUUCCUCAGUCAUAAGAACGGUUCAAUAUGGGAUGGAUUGAUACUUUGGAAAAAUGAUUUGGACAAGAAGUUUGAGGGCGUCGAGGAAUGCUACAUCUGCUUUGCUAUUCUAUGCAAUAAUCAACAGCUUCCAAAACUGGUUUGCCAAACCUGCAAAAAGAGAUUCCACUCGAAAUGCUUGUACAAAUGGUUCACGACAAGCAACAAAUCUUCGUGCCCUAUCUGUCGCAACGAUUACUGGGCUAACUAAUUCACUCAUCAUUGGAACUUCAUUCACUUACGUCAUUCUCCAUCUUAAUCACCGUAUGGGUACAAUAUUAGAUUAUUGAGAUACUAUCUCACUCUGCGUGGUAGGACUGUAUAAAUGUAAAUUUGUUAUAUUAUUAUAUUCUAGAUCGAGUUGUAGAAUAAACAUUUGUUUACAAAAAUUA